Molecule: messenger RNA, 963 nt
Organism: Aspergillus ruber CBS 135680
Lineage: Eukaryota; Fungi; Ascomycota; Eurotiomycetes; Eurotiales; Aspergillaceae
Exons: 4
Coding region: 1-963 (320 amino acids)
Source: RefSeq, a predicted model, not a curated record
AUGCAUUUCGUUCCCACAAUCUCUGAGAUCACUGAGAGCCGCUCGAACGGAAGCCUUGUCAACCUCCCCAGCGAACCCUCCGAUCUGACCAAGAAAGACCUGUAUGUGUCGGGAUCCAGGUGGGGGCAAACGCACCUUAAGGCUCUACGGGUACAGCUCAUUGAGCCUGUCUCACCAGAACGGAUUUUCCCCUGCCAGUUUCUCCCCGCGUCUGACGACCCAGUUUUCACAGAAUUAAGAACUGAAAUAAGGAAAGCCUCUGAGGACACUCUGAAGGACUGGUACCUUGUCGCCCCCGAAUUUGUACAUAACCGUUUUGCCAGCUUGUUCGAUGAUCUAGCAACACUCAUGACUACGAGGCCCGCUCAUAUCGAGGGCACGAUCGCAUACAAGCGCAAUCCAAGCCCGGAGUCAGACUUAUCCACAGAAUCGAACGAAGAUCAAGAUGAAGAGCCCUCACGCUUGGCCUUUGGUGGUAUAAUAAACCCCAUCGUACUCCACAAAAGCUUCCAACCGAUCAAAACCGAGCACUACGUCUACGUAAUCAGGCACAACGUCUCAUCUACUCCCGUGCAGAUCUGGUUGGGGGAGAAAGAUCCGGUUACAGCAAAAAACGAUGGCAGCCUGUUCCUGUUGCGUGGGGGAAAAUACUCGAAGUCGGGCAGAUACGGUGUCGUUCCUGUGGUCUGUUUUGAGGCCAAACGGCGUCAUGCCGCGGGGGAGUACGCGAGAGCUGGAGAAGAAGAGCGUUGCUGUGAGGAUAUUCUGGGCCAAGAAUUUGCCGAACUGCUUGGCCAGGUGAUGAUGCAGAGCAGACAGGUCUCAGAGGAUGAUGGUUGGGUUGAUCAGGAGGCAUUUGUAGUUAACAUACACGGGACGAGGUUAAAGAUCACGGCAGCACGAUUUGAAGGAGAGUACCUUGCAGCGGUUAACAGCAACACCAUGCUAGUUAGUCUGACUUAG